This is a messenger RNA of Hirundo rustica (Barn swallow), 6284 nucleotides long. RefSeq names its product QKI, KH domain containing RNA binding (gene QKI). The coding region runs from base 451 to 1293 and encodes 280 amino acids. Gene Ontology annotation, cellular component: nucleus. NCBI's taxonomy places the organism in Eukaryota, Metazoa, Chordata, Aves, Passeriformes, Hirundinidae. The transcript is spliced from 7 exons. Gene Ontology annotation, molecular function: mRNA binding. Gene Ontology annotation, biological process: regulation of mRNA splicing, via spliceosome. The record is from RefSeq and is a predicted model, not a curated record.
GAAUACUUCUAUCUUGUCAUAUAUUUUGAAAUACUGAAAACUCUGGAAGUCUGUUUGCAAAGUACUGGAGUUCCAAAACGAGGGCUCUCGAGACUCUUGCUGACAAAGUUUAAGGACUGUGUCGGAGCUAUUCUUCACUCUCUUCUUCAAAAGAAAAGCAAAUGAAGUACAGUCUGUGUUCCUAAAUGGUCUCUGGAAGAAGCCAGCUAUCCCUUUAAGCUUUUCUGCUUUUCCUGUUUACGUUGGCAAUUGGGUGGAAGUAUUGUGGAGGCAGAAAACUUUUUGGAAUGUUGAAAAAAAAGUUUCAUGCAAAUCUAGUAAAUUGCUUCAAGACUUCAGAAUUUGAACACUAAGGGGCGCCAGUUAUUUUUUUUUCUGAGGCGUGAGUCCGCAGGCACCACUAUUGACACGGGCAGUAAAUUUAUCAAAUCUGGUAGAAGACGCCAAAGAAUGACAAAAUACUUGUGGAUUUGUGCAGAAAUUAGCAGAGUACGGAAAGACAUGUAUAACGACACAUUAAAUGGUAGUACGGAGAAGAGAAGUGCAGAAUUACCAGAUGCUGUGGGACCUAUUGUACAGUUACAAGAGAAACUAUAUGUGCCUGUAAAAGAAUAUCCAGAUUUUAACUUUGUUGGAAGAAUCCUUGGGCCCAGAGGACUAACAGCUAAACAACUUGAGGCAGAAACAGGAUGCAAGAUAAUGGUCCGAGGGAAGGGCUCAAUGAGGGACAAGAAGAAGGAAGAACAGAAUCGAGGCAAGCCCAACUGGGAGCACCUGAAUGAAGAUUUACAUGUACUUAUCACUGUGGAGGAUGCUCAAAACAGGGCAGAAAUAAAGCUGAAGAGGGCUGUUGAAGAAGUAAAAAAGUUACUGAUACCUGCAGCAGAAGGAGAAGACAGCCUUAAAAAGAUGCAACUGAUGGAGCUUGCAAUUCUGAAUGGCACCUACAGAGAUGCCAACAUCAAAUCACCAGCCCUUGCCUUUUCUCUUGCAGCAACAGCCCAGGCUCCAAGGAUUAUUACUGGGCCUGCGCCUGUUCUCCCACCAGCUGCCCUGCGUACUCCUACGCCAGCUGGCCCUACCAUAAUGCCUUUGAUCAGACAAAUACAAACCGCUGUCAUGCCAAACGGAACUCCUCAUCCCACCGCUGCAAUAGUUCCACCCGGACCUGAGGCCGGUUUAAUUUACACACCAUAUGAAUACCCCUACACGCUGGCACCAGCUACAUCAAUCCUUGAGUACCCUAUUGAACCUAGUGGUGUAUUAGGUAUGGCUUUCCCAACGAAAGGCUAAGAAUUCAAGAACGGUCUUAACUGAUCCUUCAUCAGAUCUGAAUUUUAACAAAUGCUUAGUUUUCAGCAGCCUUGAAAAAAGCUUGGCCUAGCAGUCAGUGACUUACUUGCACUUUUUUGCACAUAGAUUUAAAAUAAAAUAGUGCUAUUAAUUUGGAUUAGGUCCUAUUAUUACAGAAUAGCUGUAAUUUAUGAGUGUAUAGUAGUAUACUGACUGCUAAGUGUUCUAUAUAGUGUUUGCUUUACUAAUCACCUAAUUCAUUGCAGUUCAUACUUAUUGACUUAAAGUUUAAAAUCACAAUCUGUAGGCUUGAAGAAUUGCUUUAAAACUUUUUUUUGUGGUAGAACUGGAAGUGAUUUUAAGGUUAGCAAAUAAUUGUCAGUAUUAAAGAUGGCAUUAUUUAAAAUAGUCCUGCUGCAAGAAAGGCACUUCAGUGAAUAUGUGACUAGUAAAGCUUAUAUGUGCUUGGGUCUAAUAGAUUUCAUGAAAUACUGUAAUUUUGGGAUUGUAAAUGAAUGGAUUAAACAGGUUAAGGCCAGGAUGUUUAAAAUAAAUGCAAUAUUAAUCUGCACAGAUAAACUUCUUUUUAAGAUUAAGAUUUGAAACUACUGUGCCUUAACUUGUUGCUUUUCUUAAAAUGAACUUUUGUAGUUAAUGAUCAUUUAAAUCCAUUUUGAUAAACCUGCUGUUAAUGUUUUCUGUGAAUGUUUUCUAACUUUUGUCUUGGUAAUUGCAAUUUAACUAGGUGCGGUGGCUACUAAAGUUCGAAGGCACGAUAUGCGUGUCCAUCCUUACCAAAGGAUUGUGACCGCAGACCGAGGUUAGUUUAGUUCUGCAGUUCUUGUUUGUAAGAAGUGCUUUGAGUGUACAUGAGAUUUGCAACACCACAGCUGGUUAACCAAAUACCCUGUCUUGACCCAUUCAUGAUUUUUCACAAAAACCUGGACAGUUAAAAUAUUAAAGCUUUGGGAAUGCUUGCAGUUAAAAAAAAAAAUACUAAACUUGGCUUUCCCAACUCAAUUAAAUAUAUAUACUUUGAUAUAUUUAACAGAAACUCUAUAACUGAUUCAGUUUUAAAAAUGAAACAUCUAUCUGCAUCAGGAAACGCUAUGAAAUCAGUGCUGCAAUAAUUAAUUUGGUCGUGUUCCCCUCUUCCCUCCCCGGUUUGUUCUUUUAAUUGGUGUGGAAAUAUCAGAUUGGUGUUGCAAAAUAACAUGAAUGGAUGGUUGCUUAAUGAGAAGGAAGUAAAGGAAUAAAUGCCUCCUGUCUGUGCUUGGAGAAAUCUGAAGAUUUAGAUUCCUUUUUUCCCAAAAAACCUUUGAGCCACUGUACUGUAUAUUAUGAGGAGGAUGCAUGUUCUCAGAUACCUAACUGAAUUCAGAAAGGUAAGGGCUGUGAAGAUAACUUCAAAAGUUGUUUGAGUUUGAAUUAGUGUGGGUAGGGGAAGGGAGGGUGUUUUGGUUGUUCUGGUUUUUGUUUGGUUUUGGGGUUUUUCCCCAAAAUCUAUUUCUCGGUAUUUGCCUUUUGCUGCUAAAAUGUGUAACCUGAAGGAGAAACAACUUUUGAAGACCUGUUGGUGAGAUGACAUCCAAUAUUUGGGCAUCUCUCUUUUAACUCUUGAAUGGAAAGUAAAUCUUCAUUUUUCUCCUGUUCCUCAAGUGUCAUGCCUUUGGACCCCUGAAUGACGUGUUUAAGCUUAUUGACAAAACUGAUAUUUUCGGUUUAUUGACAUUGGCUGGGAAGCAGUGUGGGGGAUGAGUUCUUAUCCCAUCUCUGCUGCUGACUCACUGUGGUUUUAAGCAAGUCAUUUAAUCUCUCUGUGUAUGGUUUCCCAUUGGUCAAAUAAGGAUAAUAAUACUUCCCUACCUCACAGGGGUGUUGUGGGGGUUCUUGUUUUGUACAGGGCUUUGGGGAUGCAAAAUGUUAUAUGCCAAGUAUUAUUAUUCUGCUCUCAUCCAAAUCAGUGUUGUGCAGGUUUCCAUGAUGAUGUAAUGUUCAAAAGCCAAAUUCCAGUGAAAGAUCUGGCAUCUAACAUUAACAUUGACUACACUUCUCACAACUUUCCAUAAAUUAACUACAAGAGAGAAUACAGAUUCUGGUCAAUACAGUAAAAGAAGCCCUCCUGGAUAUUUGGUAUAUUAAUACAACAUUUUUAUCUUUGAUGUGAUUUUAGGAUUUAAAGAAAGCGUAAAGCUGAUACAUGACACUACUUUAGUUUUCUGUAAGACUGUUUUCUAUCACUGCACACUGUUUGCAGCCCAUUGGCUUGUUCUCAUUUCUUGAGAACUCUUUAAUGAAGCAGCAGGAUAUAAUCAGUUGAAGGUCAUAGCCCAUGUUUAAAAAAAAAAAAAAAAAGAGUAAAGAAGAAAAUAGGUUUUAAUAUUUUCCUUUUUUUUUUUUCCCUUCCUAUCUCAGUCAAGAGAAAUUGGUGAUAAGGAUUUGGUUGUCUUUGAAAAUUUGACCUGAUGUUGCAGAAAUCAGGUUUUUGCUAAUGUUCCUUCAUGAAGCAAUGAUAGCAUCAGGUGACAGAUGUGGCUACCUUUUUGUGUAAUUAGACAUUUACCUGAGGCAAAUAGUAAAUACACUGAUAAAGUGAGGAUAGGGGCGUUUUCAUGGAGAAAAUACCAUUUUGAAGUUUAUCAUUGUAAUGUUUGCUCGACAUAGAUUUUAAAUAUUUUUGAAGGGCCUAGAUGUUUCAUCUGGGUCACUUAAAAGUAAUUUCAAUUAAUUACUGGCAUAAUUUCACCUUCUUUUAAAAUACAACCAUUUUCUGAUAGAACAGCAUUCAUCUCUAGCAAUAUAGGGAAACCCACUGUCUUAAGCAGAUAAAUAAAUACAUGUCUUUUUCCUGUGGAUUAAGUCAUGCCUACCUCUCUCUUAGGAAAGUCAUGCUGAUAUUUCAGGAGAAUAUUAUUUUAAAGUCUUAUCUAAAUAAUCCCUGUGUGUGUUAAGAAAUUUACACAAAGUUAAUUUUACAACUGAACAUAAUUGUAUUUUGAAUUCUAAAUCCUAGAUUAUCACUUUACAUGUCUAAAAGUUUCACAUAAAAGGUGUUGGAGACAACUUUGUUCAGCAAUAAAAAUUUCUUUUAAUCUACUAAAAAUAUAUUAUAGAAUCAAAAUACUAUCAGUAUUUUCCAUAACUCACCUAUUUGGUUGUUCUGUCACCAGGAUACUUCUAUAGCUAUGGCCACAAAAAGCAAUGUCAGCAAACCGAAAUACUUUUUUUUUCAAUGUGGAAAAUUUUUUACAUGGUUAAGUGUCACUAAGUCUAUCUUUGCAUUCAUUGGGUCUAAAGUUGCUGGUAUGUUAUUUUUUGGGGGUUUUUUUGUAAAUCUAAAUUGACUCUCAGAUGACUUUGUAGUACUACUGCAUUCACUUUUUAAGUAGUUUUUAUUCUUCGCAUAGUUUUGUGUUUUUGUUGGGGUUUGGUUUUUUUUUCCAGAGAUAAGCACUGCAUUUAAAGCAAGAAUCCCCAAAUGUGUAAAUGUUUUACAACUAAGCAUGUAGAAUUGGUGAAGGGUGGGAAAAUAUAGCUUAUUUUAACUCAGAAUAAACCCCCAGUUUAUAAAUAAUACAAAAUUGAAUUUGAUUCAUAUAACAGAGAGACUGACUGAUUUACUUGUAAUAAACUGUAAAUGGUGUUGCACAGUUGACAAACCUGUGUGUACUGUAGAAGGCCAGAGACUUGGCAGAGGAUGUAUCACAGGUGUACUGGUAUUUUUUAAAGGUAGCUUGCUUUGAUUUUAAACUCCACAAGAAAUAUUAAUGCUGAGAAUUUUCUGAAAUGUUUUAUCCAAACCAAUUUUCACAUAAUUUAUAUAUAAAUUUUAAUACCUUUUAAUCAAAAUUUUAAUGAGUAUCAAAAUGCUUUAAGAGUCUGUUUCUAGUAUACCUGUAAAGUGGUAAGAUUGUGCCACAUAAAAUAUUUAUUUUUAUUUUUUCUUCUCUUUAAAACAGCUGUUAUAAUUUAAGCAAAUCCCACUUAGCACAAUUCUGAAAAAAAAUUCAGGGAGCGUUUGGUCUCAUUUAUGUUACAGUAGUAAGUUUUUUGUAGUGUUAUGAACUGUAUCCUAAAUGAUAGGCCACUUUUAUUAUGUGAAAGUAAAUGAACCCACAAGAAAGAUUGUUAAAUCGAUGGUAUCUGUGAAUAUUACACCUACUGGACUUCAUUUUAUAUAAUGGCACAAAUCUGACUUUGCACUGAAUACCUUUCUCACUUUCAUCUCCUCUGCCUUAGUCAAAAUGGCAACAGUACAGAAACUUUAUCAACCUCAGAAUUUAUUAGCUCUAAUUAAGCUGUUGAAUGAGUCUUAAAAAAAAAAAAAAUCAUACUACUGUUAAGUGGACCAAGUUUGGUGAAGGAGAAUGCGAGAGAAUGAUUAAAGAAGGAAUAGCUCAAGAACAUUGGGAAUGAUAACUUUCCACUUGAGAACUUUCUUAUGUUUUACUGUAAUUUGUUUGUGGUUUUGGGUUUUAUUUUUUGUUUGUUUUGUUGUUGUUUUUUUCUUUUUUCCUUUUUUUUUUUUUUGCAAAAGAAAAUAGUAUUUACAGGUGGCUUCUUUUAAAAUAUAAAAAUAUAAAGCAGGAAUGUAUAUGAAAUGUCAGAUUUUAUUGUAUUUGCAGAGUAUUAGCUUUGAAAAUGAAUAAAGAGAGCUGUUUGUAGUUUUAAAAUGCCUUAUUAGUAUCAAUUAGAUAUUUUCUCUAUUUUUUCAUGUACUUAGAGCUUUUUAAGUAUAGACUUUAAAAUGGCAGGACUUUUACAGUGUUUACAUGCAAGUGCAUUUUAUAAGUGUCCUAUAUGUGUAAAAUAGUAUUUCGAAUGGGAAAAUGCUGGCUAUAGUAGCAGGCUGAGCGUUUUCCUGGUUUCCACGAUGAUGCCUAUGUUGCUAGACUACAGUUUAGUACUGCUUUGUAUCAUGAGGCCAAGAAAUUCCAUGUUGUUUGUAAAUAGAAUAAAUGAAAGGCAAUAAAAAAUUUAUUGAACAAAAA